Spodoptera frugiperda (fall armyworm) is the source of this 3817-nucleotide messenger RNA. RefSeq names its product serine/threonine-protein kinase VRK1 (gene ball). Lineage: Eukaryota; Metazoa; Arthropoda; Insecta; Lepidoptera; Noctuidae. The transcript has 6 exons. The coding region runs from base 197 to 1822 and encodes 541 amino acids. Gene Ontology annotation, cellular component: nucleus; cytoplasm. Gene Ontology annotation, molecular function: ATP binding; protein serine/threonine kinase activity. The record is from RefSeq and is a predicted model, not a curated record. Gene Ontology annotation, biological process: signal transduction; peptidyl-serine phosphorylation.
AUAAAAAAAUGGCGGGCGACGUAAUGCCAUCGGUUGUCAAAUUGUCAACAGUCAAAGUCACGACCAACGGUAGCGUCGCUUUCAAUUGUUGAAUAUUAUUUGUUUAGAUAAUUCGUACCAAUUUCAAUAGUAUUUAAUUCGUCUUAAUUGUUGUUAGAUGUCGUUUUGUUAUUUGUAAGAAUUAAAAUCCAGAGCAAUGGCUGGGCGCGUCAAAAAGGCAGCACCCAAGAAAAAAGCCGCUGGCUAUAAAAUGCCAGCUCCUAUUCCCACUGGUGAAGUUAUUAAGGAUACUCUCUUCAAAAAGGAAUGGCGGAUAGGACCGUCUAUCGGUGUAGGAGGAUUUGGAGAAAUAUAUUCAGCCUGCGACCAUACUUUAAAAGUCAAAGGAUCAGAUUACCCCUACGCAAUAAAAAUUGAGCCUCAUGAGAAUGGACCACUUUUUGUGGAAAUUAACUUCUAUCUCAGGAAUGCCAACAAGGAUGACAUUGCAAAGUUUAUGCAAAGCAGAAAGCUGACAAGCUUGGGCAUGCCAACAUACUUUGGCAAGGGGUCACAUGAGUGCAAUGGAGUCACUUACAGAUACUUGGUCAUGGAGCGCUUUGGCAAAGAUGUGUGGAGUCUGUUCACCGAGGCCGGGAAGUCAUUCCCACCAGCUACUGUCUUCCAAUUGGGUUUGCAGAUGCUUGACGUGUUGGAGUACAUACACAGCCGUGGCUACGUACAUGCAGACCUCAAAGGCGCCAACAUGCUACUUGGUCUGAAGAAAACUGCUAAGAACCAAGUGUAUCUAGUAGACUUCGGUCUAGCCACACGACUGAAAGAGGACCAGCCAUUCACCCCAGACCCGAAAAGCGCUCAUAAUGGUACCAUUGAGUACACUAGCAGGGAUGCACAUUUGGGAGAGCCUACAAUGCGCGGAGACCUGGAGAUCCUCGGUUACAACAUGCUGCAGUGGUUGGUAGGAGAGCUGCCCUGGGAGAAGUCCCUCAAGCAACCAAAGACAGUACAGGCCAUGAAGGAAGAAUUCAUGAAGAAUGUACGGACCAAAAUAAAGAGCAUGUCUAGCAAUGUACCUGAUGCACUAAUCAAAUUCUUCGAAUACAUAAACACAAUGAAGCCUAAAGAAGUACCAGAUUACAAGAAGUGUCGAAAAUUGUUCGAAGACUACCUCAAGACUGAAGGCAAAACUAGAAAUAGUACGCUAGAAUUCUCCCCUAGUAAGGUUAAGUCACCAAGUAAAGGUAGAAAGAGAGUUAUUGCUGUGGACAGUGAUGGCUCUGAUGAAGAGGAACCGGUGAAGGUAACUAAACAGAAUGGAGAUGUACCAAAGAAACGAGGAAGGAAACCCAAGGUCGCAGAUGCAGAUACAGAAAACAAGGCCCCAGAAGUGAAGGAGAUAAAGACAAAGGGUAAGAGGAAAUCAUCAGAGCCAGCCGUGUUGGUUAAAGUGAAGAAGACGAGGUUAAACCCAGCAUCCACACCCCCCGCUAAGGAGAACCACAACAACAUCGCCACACAGACCUCCAUUGAGAAGAAUAAGUACAGUCCGAGACUAAACACUUCCAGACACGUGUCCUUCGAUAGCCCGAUCAGUGAAAUAGUUGGUGACAGUAGCAAGAACAGUGGCAUCAACUCGAGCGGGGACAUUUUCGAUGACUCCUUCACUAUAGAGAAAGUUAAAGUUAAGCCUAAGAGAAAAUUGUUAUCCAAUGAAGAGGUACUUGUUAAGAGGGUAGUUAGGAAAAAAGUUACGAGUGUGAAAAAGGGUAAGUCUUGGAAAGAUCUCCCUACAGUUGUGAAUGGGCGGUCGCCACCCAAGUAAGUUUGUUAUUGGUCACAUAGUUUUAUGAACAAUAUUUAACCCGCCAGUGAAUGCGCAAGUGUGUGAACUCAUACUGACAAUAUUACUAUGUCAUUCUGAUUGAUGUAUUCGACAAAGAAUUGGUAGUACUUACUUAUAUGCCCGUGCCAUUAAACAAUUAUAAUCCCACUAUAGCUAGCUUUAAUAAUAUAAUCCAUAUAAUCUACUUGAUACCUUGAUUUUAUUGGUUGGUUUAAAAAUAUCAUUUCACAAAGAACAAAACUGUCAUGCUUUAAGCAUUUCAUUAUUAUUUUCACAUUCUAAGUUGAAUAAUUUUAAUAUUGCUUUCUUGACCAAUCAAUGAUUUAAAUAAGUUCAAUAAUUAAGUUUUAUUUAAUAAUAUUUUAAUUCAGAUACCUGCCUUAUUAUCCCGAGAUUAUUAUCAAAUACAUUUGUUUUAUUUUUUUCUAGUUACUUUUUUUAGUUCUUACCAAUUGGCGCUAGUGUAGCAUUAUAUUCUGUUAGUCUAACCUUUGUAUUUUUCAAAAGACCUUAUAUGAGAGCCUUAUGUAAACAAUAUUUAAUCCAGUUAGAUGAAAAAUAAACUAAUAUAAUCAUAAAAAUCUCGUAUACAAAUAAAUGAUUGCUUUAGGAGUUUAUACCUCUGUAAAUAAUUCCAUUUUGUACUUUUUCUAUAAUUAAUGUUCAGAAUAAUUCUAAUGAUUACUUAACUACUUCUCAAAGGUGUGAAGAGCACAAAUAAUGUUUUUUUUUUUUAAUAAUUUUAAUACUAAUCCACCGUAAUACCUAAUAAUUUAUAAUAGAAUUGAUUUCAAAUACAAUUUGUACCUUCAGUUUUAGUCAUUAAGAUUUAAAAUCCAGUGUCGCACAAUAUCACAUUUGAAUCGAAAUUUGUGACAUUUUUGCCACUGGAUUUCCCACCCUAUUCUAAGCAUUGUUAUGUUGUUUUUACAAUAGGAUUGGAACACAUUACUUUUUCAACUGUUGCCAAGUGGAUACACUUGCAAAAAUCACCCUUAUUGUUAUCUUAAUAAAGACUAAAUAGUAGUUGUAACCACUGAUAUUGAUUUGUACUUACUUGUUGAAGUUUGAUAACUCACUAAAACAGUUUUGGAUUGUUUAAAAAUAUAUUGCAAUGUUGUAAUUGUUGAUUAUGAAACAUGCUUGUUACUUACCUGAUAUUGUUGAGCAAAUGUGAACCAUGUGUGUCAUGUGUUAAGAUCUAAUUUCCAUAGUUGGUGCCAAAUCGAACAGGAAUUAUGUGGCUUAAGAUGUUGAAAAGUGCAUAAUAUUUUAAUAUUGUAUAUAGUACAACAUCAUCUACGUUUUCAACAUCUUAACUAUUACAGUAGCCAGCAGGUCAACGUACUAAUUUCUUUAUUAGAUUUAACUUAACUGUUUUGAUUUAAAGUCGAAAAUCUAAUGAAAAAAUAGGGAUGAUGAUGGGGUAUGAAAAUUAAGAAUGUAUUUAGUCCGUCAGUUAGGUAAUGAAAAAUAUUAGACACGUAUUUUUAAAUAAAAAGAAUCAAAGUUUAGGAGUGAGAGUAAAUACGUCAUUUCUACGUAUAAAUCGUACCUAGAAAUGACGUCACGCGAUAUUUCAGAUCAAUAUACCUUCGAAAGUAUGUUUUCGUAAGAAAAUAAAAAAAUACGUGUUUAAAGUUUUAAAAUGUAGAUUACAAGACAUACAUUAAAAUAGAAAUUAGUCCUAUUGAGUAGGUUGAUCUGCUGGUACGUAAGGUCUCGGGAGGUUUAAUAAUUGCAUGUUAAAGGGUCUUGUUUGGUUCAAGAUAAUGUUCCUGUUGAUGAAGUUAGGUAGUUAGUUGGAGGGAGGGGUGAUACUCCGUGAUACCUACUGUUAAACUUGUUUUGGAUUGUUAUUCGCAGUGUUGUGCACACUGUUUUAGUGAGCGGGUUGUGUUAAUAUGCAUUCGUUUUGUGUGUGAUCAAUAUGUAAUUAUUAUGUAAAAUAAUUCAAUAAACAGUAUUUCUUAA